CCCAACAAUUUAAUGAAGCUCAAUUCAGAAUCCGAUCCAUUGCCUAAACGGGUCAAUGAAGCUCCUCGAAUACGAAUCUCCCAAUUUGCAUUUUGUAGAAGAAGAAGAAGAACUACCUGAAGAAGCGGGUUCCGAUCCCGUCGCAACCGCAAAUUCCUGAAAUGAGUACUGGAGUUGGAUGGUAUGUUCUUGGUCAGGAUCAGCAGCUUAUUGGUCCUUACACAAUCUCUGAGCUGCAAGAGCAUCACUCGAGUGCCUAUUUGCAUGAAAGUACACUUGUAUGGGCUGAAGGGUGCAGUGAUUGGCAGCCGCUAUCAUCGGUUCUUGGGUUAUCAACCGGUUCUCAGCAGAAUGCUCCUAGUGCAGUCGCUGUAACGUUUAAUGAAGAAGAGGAGUUUGAAAAGUGGCAGAGGGAGGUUAGAGAGGCAGAAGCAGCGGCAGAGGCAGAGGCCAACCUAAAUGAUGAUCUGGAAAGGCCUUCAACUCCGCCUGAGGGGGAGGAGGAAUUCACUGAUGACGAUGGAACUAGAUAUAAAUGGGAUCGGACUCUUAAGGCUUGGGUACCCCAGGAGGAAACGGAUCAUACGAAAGAGGAUUAUGGUCUGGAGGAUAUGGUUUUUGUGCAAGAAGAGGAAGUAUUUCCAAUAGUGGAUGCUAGUGAUCUGGCAGCGGAAAAGAAGGAUAAUGAUGCUGUUGUUGUAGCUGUUGAAGAGAAACAAAAUGGCAAGCGAAAGCAUCCUGAGGAAAGUGCUGAUAAGAAAGCUACAGAAAAGAAGGAACCCAACAAACCACCUGAUUCUUGGUUUGAUUUGAAAGUUAAUACACAUGUAUAUGUAACCGGCUUGCCAGAAGAUGUCACUAUUGAAGAGAUGGUUGAAGUGUUCUCGAAGUGUGGGAUCAUAAAAGAGGAUCCUGAAACAAAGAGGCCUCGAAUAAAGAUCUAUGUUAACAAAGAAACUGGAAAGAAAAAGGGAGAUGCUCUGGUAACGUAUCUGAAGGAACCUUCUGUAGACCUAGCUAUCAAAAUUUUGGACGGAGCUCCUCUAAGGCCUGGUGAGAAGACUACCAUGUCAGUAUCACUAGCUAAGUUUGAGCAAAAAGGUGAUAAAUUUAUAUCCAAGCAAGUAGACAAUAAGAAGAAGAGAAAGCUUCAUAAGGUUGAGCAGAAGAUGUUGGGCUGGGGUGGCCGUGAUGAUUCAAAGGUGUCUAUGCCAGCAACUGUCCUUCUCCGUUACAUGUUCACUCCUGCUGAAAUGAGGGCCGAUGAGAGUUUGCACUCUGAACUGGAGGAGGAUGUCCGUGAUGAGUGUGGAAAGCUUGGCCCAUUGGAUGCUGUCAAGAUAUGUGAGAAUCACCCUCAAGGUGUUAUCUUGGUGAAGUAUAAGGAUAGUAAGGAUGCUCUUAAAUGCAUAGAGUCGAUGAACGGGCGAUGGUUUGGUGGGAAGCAGGUUCAUGCAUGUCUUGAUGAUGGCACCGUCAACCAUGCUUUGGUACGUGAUUUGGAAGAAGAGACCGACAGAUUAGAGAAAUUCGGGGAAGAGCUUGAAAACGAAUGACAGAUUGUUGGAGUAACGACUGUCAUCUUGUAAAUGUAAAUGAGGAGUGUCAUUCCUGCAAGUUUCUUGAUAUAGGUUUGCAGUUUCUAGAUUCACUGGUGAUUUAUAGUUACAGUUUCUGCUCUCCGGAGAGUAUGUAUUAUUCUUUGAGAAUAUAUUCCCUCCUAUUGUAGUACGUUUGUUCCCAUAUAAAUUGAAGACUAAUGUCUAAAAUUUAUCCCCAA
Molecule: messenger RNA, 1780 nt
Organism: Salvia splendens (bonfire salvia)
Lineage: Eukaryota; Viridiplantae; Streptophyta; Magnoliopsida; Lamiales; Lamiaceae
Product: splicing factor U2AF-associated protein 2
Exons: 14
Coding region: 162-1556 (464 amino acids)
Biological process (GO): mRNA splicing, via spliceosome
Cellular component (GO): U2-type spliceosomal complex; U2 snRNP
Molecular function (GO): RNA binding
Source: RefSeq, a predicted model, not a curated record